Diaporthe citri is the source of this 1731-nucleotide messenger RNA. RefSeq lists its product as uncharacterized. NCBI's taxonomy places the organism in Eukaryota, Fungi, Ascomycota, Sordariomycetes, Diaporthales, Diaporthaceae. The transcript has a single exon. The record is from RefSeq and is a predicted model, not a curated record. Bases 1 to 1731 code for a protein of 576 amino acids.
AUGGAGAGUAUUAUGCUAGCCUUAUUUUGGGCUCUCGCGGCCAUCGUGGUCCGCUACCUCAUCACCCAGCCCCAUCAUGUCCGGGCCCUCCUCAACAUUUACGGCUUUUUUUGCUUCGUCCAGAGCGUCAUCUAUUACAGCGACGCAGCGGACAUCGAGAUGUCCUCCUCCGCUGUGGUCGUGUUCACCUUUAUCCUCUUCUUCGCUACCGUCACCCACUCUCCCCUUUCCUGGCUCUCCCUCAUCCUCUACGCCGACCCAUCCAAACUCCCCGUCAGCGAGAUCCCGAGGCCCAUCUCGGAGUGGUUCAGUAGACCUCGCCAGUUGAUCCCGCCCGACAGCCGCUCCCAAGCGCCAGAUGCAAUCAACUCUGAGGCGAACAAGAGUCAAUGUAUCAAGAUCCUCCAGGAACAACUGAAUGACGCCAAGUCUAUAAUCAAGACGUAUAUGCGAUACGUAACCAUGUACGAGGAGUCCCAGAAUAAGGUUCGCGAGUUGGAGAACGAGGCCGAGGCCCUCAAGGCGGACGUCAAGGCACGCGAAGAGGACGCUGUCUAUGCCAGGGCGGAGCGGGACCUCUUCAAGAAAGCGAGCGCCAGCGACAAGGCACGGGCCGACAAGUGCGACACGAUCAUCCUGGGGCUCAUGGAGAAGCGCGACCAACGCAUCCACAGCAGGGUGUGCCGCUGGUGCAAGCCCAAGAUCAACCGCCUCAUGCGCGACAUCAAGGACAUGGGAAAGAAGCUCGGCGACGCCGCGGGAGCGCACAACGACCUCGUCGAAUCCAGCGCGGAAGCGGAGAGGACCAAGGACAAGAUCAUUGACGAGAUGGACAAGAUCAUUGCGGACAAGGAUAAGGUCAUCGCGGAAAAGGACACGAUCAUCGCGGACAAGGACACGAUCAUCGCGGACAAGGACAAGAUCAUCUCCGCCAGGGGCAAGGAGGCCCUGGCCCAGACCGCGUCGGCCGACCUGGGCGAUUCCUCCCAGGCGAGCCUCUUUGCCCACAUCGGCGCCGUGGACCUGAAGCUCCGGGACAAGGACUCUGAAAUCGCCCGCCUGAACGGCUACAUCGACGCCCGCCGGUUCUGCUGCUGUGGUGGCUGCGGUGGCGCCUCGCCUGGCGGGCCGAAUGACGAUGGCGGCGACGGCGGGAACACCAACGGCGGACCCCCCCAAGGAGGAGAUGCGCAGCCCCCUACCGCGGCCAACGAGCCGAGCGGCGCGCCUCCUUGCCCCGUUGGUGAACCUUCGACCCCUCCUCCUACCACCGGUGCGCCUUCGUGUGGCGAUGAUGCUGCUGCUGGUCCGGUUCCCAACUUGCCGACCACGCCUGUCUCCUCUCCGCUGUCGUCUGUCCCCGCGUCCCCGGCUUCCGUCCCUGAGGCUCUGGUUCCUCUCCCUGCGUCCCCGGUUCUCGUUCCUGAGUCUCCGGCUCCCAUCCCUGCGACUUUGGUCCCUCUACCUACAUCUCCGACUUCCGUCCCCGCCUCUCCGGUGCCCGUCCCUGAGGCUCUGGUUCCUCUCCCUGUGUCCCCGGUUCCCGUCCCUACAUCUCCGGCUCCCCUCCCUGAGGCUCUGGUUCCUCUGCCCACGUCUCCGGUUGCCUCACCUGCGCCUUUGGUCUUCGCCCCUGCGGCUGCGGGCUUUGGCCCCCCAUCUUCGACCUUUGUCCCUGCGCCUUCGGCGAACGGCACCUCUGGCCUGCAACCUCCGAGCCAUGGAACCUAG